Dichotomopilus funicola is the source of this 1245-nucleotide messenger RNA. RefSeq names its product N2227-like protein-domain-containing protein. Gene Ontology annotation, molecular function: S-adenosylmethionine-dependent methyltransferase activity. The transcript has 2 exons. Lineage: Eukaryota; Fungi; Ascomycota; Sordariomycetes; Sordariales; Chaetomiaceae. Bases 1 to 1245 code for a protein of 414 amino acids. The record is from RefSeq and is a predicted model, not a curated record.
AUGGAGGAGGAUACGCCUUGGAAUGGCAUCGAAAAUGGGAUUGAUGACCCGGAGGAGCUUCAAGUCAUCUACCGUACCUUGGAUUCUUACCAACAAUAUGCUAAGGUUGCUCACUUUCAAUGCACGCACCUACGCCGACAAGCCUUCUACGCUUUACCUCAGACUCACUGGCAGAGGCUAGCAUCACCCCCAUUCAACUAUCUGAACACUCUUGAUAAGAUAGACGAUGCGAUCGAGUGUAACGCCGAACUGGCCCGGGUCAUUUUCAAGAGAGGCCUUGAGAUGUUUCGGGUUGGGGUUCCUUCUCACACCGGAGACCUGAUGUUGCCGCCGCAAUGGAACGGCUCAGCAAAACCCACCGACAUUGAUAAGGCCCGCAGCACCAUCCGGCAGUUCUAUCGUGACUGGUCUGCCGACGGGGCCGGUGAACGAGACGCUUCCUUCGGCCCGGUGAUGCGCGCAAUAGCGGCCGAGAAGGACGCCAGGGGUGCGGACCACCCCCGGCUCAAAGUCCUCGUCCCCGGGGCGGGUCUCGGCCGGUUUGUCUUUGAAUUGUGUCUGAACGGGUACGAGGCGGAGGGAAACGAAAUAUCUUACCAUCAGCUGCUGGCAUCUUCAUACAUACUGAACUGCUGCCAACGUGCUGGCCAGCAUACCAUCUACCCCUGGAUUCAUACGUUUUCGAAUCACAAGUCCCGGGCAAGCCACCUACGCAACUAUCCAGUUCCAGAUUUGCACUGUGCUACGGCGCUCGCGGAAGCGGAACAAACAAACCAAGUGGGCUCUAUGAGUAUGAGCGCUGCCGACUUUCUGUGCCUGUACAACGAGGAGGAGAGAGCGGAAGCAUAUGACGUGGUCGCCACAGUCUUCUUUCUCGACACAGCGCCCAAUCUUAUCCGCUACCUUGAGACAAUCUUCCAUUGUCUGAAAGCUGGGGGGAUUCUGGUCAACAUUGGACCGUUGUUAUGGCAUUUUGAAGGGCGCGUCUGGGACCGGGAUGAACAUGAUGAGAGCGAGGGUGAACACAGUCACGAUACCUCCGGAAUAGCGGACCCCGGCAACUUUGAGUUGACGGAUGAGGAGGUCAUGGCGUUGGUAACCGAGGUGGGAUUCGAGGUCGAAUCAAGAGAGACGGACCUCGAGGCGCCGUACAUAGUUGAUAAGGAGUCCAUGCUGCAAACGACGUAUAGGGCUAGCACCUGGGUGGCUCGUAAGCCGGCGACAGCGUCACCCGGGCGACUGUAA